Molecule: messenger RNA, 4821 nt
Organism: Lynx canadensis (Canada lynx)
Lineage: Eukaryota; Metazoa; Chordata; Mammalia; Carnivora; Felidae
Gene: CTDSPL2
Product: CTD small phosphatase like 2
Exons: 13
Coding region: 194-1351 (385 amino acids)
Molecular function (GO): phosphoprotein phosphatase activity
Source: RefSeq, a predicted model, not a curated record
CCAUCCGGGUCUCUGUCCGUGCGGUGCAGCAGGUCGGUAGGCGGGAAAUGGCGACUGGCUGAAGGAGCUGGUUCUGUUGCUGCUGCGGGCUAAGCGGGAAAGACACCACACAUUGCGCAGUCGGGACCAUCGCCGGAGCCUGAGGACACUUUCCUGUCGUCACAGUUAGUUUUAUAUGUGGUACCCAUAAAAGAUGAGGCUGAGAACACGGAAAGCUUCUCAGCAAUCAAAUCAAAUCCAAACACAACGCACUGCUAGAGCAAAGAGGAAAUAUUCAGAGGUUGAUGAUAGCCUGCCUUCAGGGGGAGAAAAACCACCGAAAAAUGAAACUGGCUUGUUGUCUUCAAUUAAAAAAUUCAUUAAAGGAAGCACACCCAAGGAAGAGAGAGAAAAUCCUUCAAAACGGAGUAGGAUUGAACGUGAUAUAGAUAAUAAUUUGAUCACAUCAACACCAAGAGCAGGAGAAAAGCCUAACAAACAGAUAUCUCGAGUAAGACGGAAAAGUCAAGUAAAUGGAGAAGCUGGUAGUUAUGAAGUGACAAAUCAACAUGUAAAACAAAAUGGAAAAUUAGAAGAUAAUCCUUCCUCUGGCAGUCCUCCAAGGACUACAUUGUUGGGGACCAUAUUUUCUCCUGUCUUCAACUUUUUUUCACCAGCAAAUAAAAAUGGAACAUCAGGAUCUGAUUCCCCAGGACAGGCUGUGGAAGCUGAAGAGAUAGUAAAACAACUUGAUAUGGAACAGGUGGAUGAGAUCACUACCAGUACUACGACAUCAACUAAUGGAGCAGCUUACUCAAAUCAAGCAGUUCAAGUGAGACCAUCGAUAAAUAAUGGUUUAGAAGAAGCAGAAGAAACAGUUAAUCGUGAUAUCCCACCCCUUACAGCACCAGUAACUCCAGAUAGUGGUUAUUCGUCAGCUCAUGCAGAGGCCACCUAUGAAGAAGACUGGGAAGUAUUUGACCCGUAUUAUUUCAUCAAACAUGUUCCACCACUGACAGAAGAACAACUAAAUAGGAAACCUGCUCUUCCAUUGAAAACAAGAAGCACACCAGAAUUCUCCUUAGUUUUAGACCUGGAUGAAACACUAGUACACUGUAGUCUAAAUGAGCUAGAAGAUGCAGCACUUACUUUUCCAGUCCUUUUCCAAGAUGUCAUUUAUCAGGUUUACGUGAGAUUAAGACCAUUCUUCAGGGAAUUCCUGGAGCGAAUGUCUCAGAUGUAUGAGAUCAUUCUUUUUACUGCUUCUAAGAAGGUGUAUCAGACAGUUACUGACAUACUAGACCCUAAAAGCAACUGGUCAGGCAUCGGCUUUUCCGUGAACAUUGUGUUUGUGUACAAGGAAAUUAUAUAAAGGACUUAAAUAUCCUUGGAAGAGAUCUUUCAAAGACUAUAAUAAUUGACAACUCACCACAAGCCUUUGCAUAUCAGCUAUCUAAUGGAAUCCCUAUAGAAAGCUGGUUUAUGGAUAAAAAUGAUAAUGAACUCCUAAAAUUGAUUCCAUUUCUGGAGAAGCUUGUAGAACUGAAUGAAGAUGUUCGACCUCACAUCAGAGACAGAUUUCGCUUGCAUGAUUUGCUGCCCCCAGAUUAAGUACAAAGACUUGUCAAAUCACUGAAGGGGGAGAGAAUGCAGGACCCUUUUGGACUAAGACAAAAACAUUGCCAUUACUGUUGAAAUUUUGCAUUUUUGUACCCCGUCUUGCUUUUCUUAUCUUUGGUGCCCAAUAAUAAUCAAGGGUUACAGAAAGAGACUUUAUCUCAGAUUGAAUACAUACAGUAGGUAGGCUAAAACAGAAGAGUCUUUAGAACUAGUGCAACUCCGGUGAAAUUUUUUUAUGUACAGGACAUCUGCAGUUUAUAAAGAAUUCUGUUUCUGCCACCAGCAGUUUGACCUGUAGUCACACAGGAUUUUAUGAUAAUAACAGAGAUGAAAAUGGACUUUUAUUUUCUCUCUGUUUGGUGCUCUAAGUGGGUUUGUAGCCACUUUUCUGUUACUUUAAGAUUCUCAUUUCAACAGGAAUGGCCAGUAAAAGUUGUUUUAUUUUUCCUGUUAAGGUUUAUAACCUUUUUACAUUUUUGACCUGUAUUAGAUUAGAUUUUCAUUAUGCAUUCCUUUUAGUUGAGGCGCUUCCUAGUUUUCUGGAAAUAGUCAGUUUUGUUUUUUUUAUACAUUUGAAUGGCCGUUUUCCUGCUUUGUCUGCCUGCAUAUUGUAUAUUUGUUUAAAAAUAUUCUCUACUUUUAGUCCAUGUAAGUUUCAUUUAGAAAGACAUGCAUUUAUAUUUUGUUUCUGUAAUAUUCUGUAGGUGAAAUCUUUUAAAAAAAAUCAAAGGACUGGGUAGAUAAGAAUAUAUGAAUGACUAAUAUUCAAAAGAUUUAAACCAUUGUGAUGGCAUGUGUUCCCCAAAUGGUAAUAUCUUGCAAUGGCACACGGAUUUAACGGAUAAAGGUAUACCUCAGACUUCACUGUGCUCACCAAUCUUUGAGGAGAAUGAGUUUGGUCAUCUGUUGGGCUUGAUUUGGUUACUGCUGCCUUUGGUUUUCUCCAGGAAUGAAGUAUUCAGCACAGUGACUCAGUAUUUUUAGUUAUUUUGCAUGGGCUGGUAGUACCUCUGUUAUGCUCUUGGUUACAAUCAAUUUAAAACUCUGUGUAACAGUCUUGGUACCUUACAGUAGCUAUGCAUAAUCCUGUGGCACAGUAAACUCCCAAGCCACCAAUGCAGUUAAUAUGCUCUCAUAGUGGUUUUCUAUGCUAUAUGAAAAUAGUCUUCAAGCCUUGGUUCUCUAAUGCAGCUACCACAAGAGGUUGAUAUUUUUAUAGUGGCGUGUAAUCUCCUUUUCGGGAGGCUUUUUAUGGAAGGUAGAAUUUGUAAAAGUUAGUAUGCUUUGCCUCUCGACUGCAUUAACAUGCCACAGGCUCAGACUGUUUUUGUGUAAAGGAUGUCAAAGAACGGCACUUUUUCUAAAGAGAAGUUUGAUAUUUUGUAUGCUUGUUAAGAAAGUACAGUAUUGGAAAUUAAAGGUGGACAACUGAUAAUUGAGGAGUAUGUCACUUAAUUUUUUAUGUAUAUUACCUGUUUACUUGUACAACUUAUUGUACAAAUUACAUGCAGCUUCAUUUUCAAAUGAAUCCUUAAAAUAAGGAAAUCUUUUUAGGAAAACAUUUAAUUUUUGUAUUUUUGAUUUUAAAGGCAUGAGUUAUGUCAAUUUUCAGUGUAUUAAUGAAGAUUUUAACUUUUCAUCAGGUUGAGUGUUUUCUUACUAUAUUAUCUGUUGUGUAUGUAGUUAGCAUAUUGUGUCACUGAACUGUUUAAAAAAUCUAGCAUGUAGAGCAAGCCUGUUUUGUGGAAAAUCCUUAUUCAUUAAAAAAAAAUAAUCAUGGCAGAUUUUCUGCAAAAAAAAAAAAGCAAACGCAUUUGCAAUUCAGAAUACUGGUUUUUUUUUUUUUUUAAUUUGUUUUGGUUUGUUUUUGUUUUAAUUUAAAGAAAGGUAUUUUGCUUGCAGGAAAAAUACUCCAGAUUCAUUUUAAUGAGAAUCUUUGAAAUGUAUUUAUCUUUAGGGCAUCUGGGCAUCUUUAUGCUGUUUGUCUUCUGUCUUUCUUGAAAUAAAAUGUACAUACGUUACCUUUACAUACGCUCUUGCUCAAAAUUGUGAACCUAGUUACAUUUCUCCUUGCUCCCCUUUUUAUGCUCAAACAGUAAAACCCUAAACCUAUACAAGAAGAUCUAAGCUUUCAGCGUGCAUUAUAAUUGCUGAAAGCUUUUCUGAUUAAGCAAACACAGUCUCAAAGGGCUUUCCCAUGAUUUAAAGGGAAAUGUAAGCACCUGUACUGUUGUGCCUGUGGGCACUUUAAAUAAACACCAACUUUUAGUCCUCUUUUAUUAAUGGUAAACUGUUUUCAGUCCCAUGCUAGGAGAGUUCUUUAAGUCAACUGACAAAGGAAUCUAGCAUAACAAGAUUCUGUAAAGGAAUAAAGGGAAAUUUUAUAUGACCUGAGAAAAUUUUUCGAGACCAAUUUAUUUUUCUUCAUUACUUAAUUUGGGUCAUUUUAAAUUUGUUAAUAUAAAUUUAAAAUACUUAUAAAGAGACAAUUAUCCAGCUUCCUUCUACUUUAACAUGUUUUAUCCUCUCAUUACCCCUAAUUUUCUUUUAUCUUUUGGUAAAUGUUAUCUUAAACACACUUCCAUUUAGUUAAGCGGAGGUGUUUAUUUUGUGAAUUGAGAUGUGCCCAGCUCCUUCAAUUCACACAGGAAACAUGAACUCUUAAAAACUGACUGUAGGAAAUGCAGGAGAGUUGCAUACCUGAUAAGACACAGCGAAAGUGACCUAUAUACACAUUAACAUAUCUGAAGUACAUAUUAUAAUUGUGAUAUUUCCAGUGAUAAAUGUCUGGCUUUUAAGACAUUCUUUUAAAUAUUUGUAUUAUUGUUAGGAUGUUUAAAUCAGUUGUGUUUUUUAAUUCUGUGUAAUAUAUGUAGCCCUAAUCAGAUUUAUAUCACCAUAUUUCUUCUUGAGUCUUAAAGAGUUGAUAACAAUUUGAAACCAUAAUUGUUUUAUAUUAGCUAGUAUGUAUAUUUAUUUACCCGAUGGCUUUAUCUUGUUUCCCAAAAUUGGGGGGGAGGGAGCUGUUGAAAGCAUUGUAACUUCUAUAAAUGGCUAUUUUCUUGUACCUGUCAGUGAAAAUGGAUGUGUACAUUGUUUUUUUUUAUAUUUCUCUGGUUUUUCUGGUUUGUUUGGUUGUUGUUGUUGUUGUUGGCUUUUUUUUUUGUUUGUUUUUUUAAGUGUUAAACAUAGAAUGGUUUAAAAAAGAUCUUUGGCCAAUGA